ACUCCCACACCGACAACUACUCCAACACCGACUACUCCAACACCGACCACUACUGCAACACCGACUACUACUCCAACACUAACUACUACUCCCACACCGACAACUACUCACACACCGACUACUACUCCAACACCGACAACUACUCCAACACCGAUCACUACUCCAACCCCGACUACUACUCCAACACCGACAACUACUCACACACCGACUACUACUCCAACACUAACUACUACUCCCACACCGACAACUACUCCAACACCGACUACUCCAACACCGACCACUACUGCAACACCGAUCACUACUCCAACACUAACUACUACUCCAACACUAACUACUACUCCCACACCGACAACUACUCCAACACCGACUACUCCAACACCGACCACUACUGCAACACCGACUACUACUCCAACACUAACUACUACUCCCACACCGACAACUACUCCAACACCGACUACUCCAACACCGACAACUACUCCAACACCGACAACUACUCCAACACCGACAACUACUCCAACACCGACUACUACUCCAACACCGACCACUACUCCAACACCGACCACUACUCCAACACUAACUACUACUGCAACACCGACAACUACUCCAACACCGACAACUACUCCAACACCGACUACUACUGCAAUACCGACAACUACACCAACACUAACUACAACUUACUCCAACAUCGACUACUACUGCAAUACCGACAACUACACCAACACUAACUACUACUGCAACACCGACAACUACUCCAACACUGACAACUACUCCAACACCGACUACUACUGCAACACCGACUACUCCAACAACGCCGACCACUACUGGAACACCGACAACUACUGCAACACCGACAACUACUGCAACACCGACUACUACUCCAACACCGACAACUACUGCAACAUCGACUACUACUCCAACACCGACUACUACUGCAACACUGACAACUACUCCAACACCGACAACUACUCCAACACCGACUACUACUCCAACACCGAUAACUAUUUCAACACCGACUACUACUGCAACACCGACUACUACUCCAACACCGAUAACUAUUUCAACAACGACUACUACUCCAACACCGACUACUACUGCAACACCGACUUCUACAGUGUAACAGCGACUUUACAGCCACCCACACCUGCAUCCCCAGUGACAUCAUUUAGCCUCAAAGACAAGUUUGUCCCAGUGGUGAUAUCCGUCAGUGUUGUGGGGACAUGUGCUCUUGUUGCUAUUGGUGUUGGUAUUGGUUUCUGUGGGAGGAGAAAUUUGAUUCGGAGGAAUUCAUCAUGUUGA
Molecule: messenger RNA, 1296 nt
Organism: Haliotis rufescens (red abalone)
Lineage: Eukaryota; Metazoa; Mollusca; Gastropoda; Lepetellida; Haliotidae
Product: beta-mannanase/endoglucanase A-like
Exons: 2
Source: RefSeq, a predicted model, not a curated record